This is a messenger RNA of Cutaneotrichosporon cavernicola, 873 nucleotides long. RefSeq lists its product as uncharacterized. The record is from RefSeq and is a predicted model, not a curated record. The transcript is spliced from 4 exons. NCBI's taxonomy places the organism in Eukaryota, Fungi, Basidiomycota, Tremellomycetes, Trichosporonales, Trichosporonaceae. Bases 1 to 873 code for a protein of 290 amino acids.
AUGCCCAACAUCGGAGAUCAACACUCCAUGGGCGACCAAAACUAUGAGGUUGUUGCCGCGAACGACGCUGGUGUCGAGGUCCUCCUCGACCAGAUGCACCAGAGUAUCGCCAAAGUCGAAAACCCACGCUUUCUCCAGAGUGUCUUGAGCAAAUAUCACAUCCACAAUGGCGAGCCGCAGGUCCCGAUGGCGCUCGUGAAGCCCGGUUGUGACGGAUGCAGCAGCAGCAAGAAGCCCAAAGCCUGCUACGCUGGCUUACGCGACGGCGGUUUCCUCCGCUGCCUUCCUUGCGGACGGAGGAUGUGCUCGUUUGAGCCCCGUAACAAGAGUUCAUCCGGCGCGUGGAUGGUGGCGCAGAACGACAUUCCCCUCGUCGCCGACUAUGUUGCCGGCACCUCGAGCCUGAUCCGGCACCUGAUCAAGGACCUACCACCGAGCCACCCACUUGUCUCGGCUGCUCGCACUCACAUCGCGCAGGGCAAGACCAUUCUCGACCGGGUGAACGAGGGACGCAUUGGACCCCGCCACAAGCCAACGGCUGCACCGGACACAGCUGCGCUUCGGCCGCACGAGGCGAUCGCGUCUGAUGUUGCUGCGAUUGACGAACUCGCAGAUCGAGUGCAUGCACGGGCAGCCGAGGCUGGCGAACUGCCCAAGAGUCCCGAUGACGGAGACGGCGGGCAAUAUCCCCAGAUGGACAACUACGCGCCACCACCGUUUGAACUGCCACCUAUCGGUGAGGACGAGGCUGGUGUUGAAGCGCUACUCCCUCGCGAUGAGGACGUGGAGGAGGACCGCAAACGCAAGGCGCCGGCCAGCCGAGGUCGUGGUGCAGCGAAACGGGGUCGUGGACGGGGUCGGGGGCGAGCAUAG